AUGGCGUCAAAAGUAAAACUCACGUUCAAUGUCCUUUUCAUAUCCGCGGCAGUGAUUCUUAGUAAUGUGAUCCGUUUUAAACUUCUGCCCAUAGACAACGAGACAAAGCUCUCGCUUGGGUAUCCUAGAGACAGCCUUCUAAAUUUUACAGAACUGGCUAGUGAAUAUGGAUAUGCGACUGAGGAACAUACAGUCGUCACUGAAGACGAAUAUUUGUUAACCGUAUUCAGGAUUGUGCGAGGCAAGAAUUGUAAAGGGAAAAUUAAGACACCACCAGUAAUCCUCAUGCAUGGAUUGCUACAAAGUUCCGAUGCGUGGCUGGAUGCAGGUCCGAGCGCCGGGCUGGCCUAUCUCCUAGCAGAUGCGUGCUAUGACCUGUGGGUCGGAAAUCAAAGAGGUAAUUAUUACGGUAGACGACACCUUAAAUAUAAUCCAGAUGAAGACGCCGAAUUCUGGAACUUUUCCGUCGACGAAAUUGGACUUUACGAUAUUCCAGCGACUAUUGAUUACGUUCUAAAUCAGACUAAUGUUAACAAAUUAAACUACAUCGGAUAUUCCCAGGGUUCCGGAAGCUUAUUUAUCAUGUGUUCUGAAAGACCCGGGUAUUGUGAUAAAGUGAAGAUUUUAAUCGGUGUAGCCCCGGCUGCGAGACAAACGUAUUCCAAGUCUGUGAUUUACAGAUUAGCAACUAAAAGCAUUGCAGCAAUGGAGGGUGUCAUAAGAGGUGCUGGUAUUCAUGAGAUUUUCGCAAAGGGACAACUGAGCCAGGAAGCUCUUGGGUUUAUUUGUCAAAUGAGUGCGAUCGCGGAACCUGUCUGUGGUACUGCUGAACAGUUGUUUGAUUCCUUCCAUCCGGGGUCGAUAACAAAUACGACUCUACAAGUAAUGUUUGGACAUUUUCCUGCUGGAACAUCUGUUCACAACAUGGCGAGGUAUGGCCAGAGUAUGUCCACGGAUAAGUUCCAGAAGUUUGACUAUGGGAAAGAUGUAAAUUUACUUAAGUAUGGUAGUGAAAUGCCUCCAGAAUAUAACUUGAAUCGAAUGACAGCGCCCAUAGUGAUAAUAUAUGGGAGGAAUGAUCAUUUGGUUGAUCCAAAAGAUAUAGCCUGGUUGGUGGAACAAUUACCGAAUGUGGCUAAUGUUAUGGAAGUGACUGAUCCUCUAUGGAACCACUUUGACGUGACAUAUAGUCAGUAUACCAGUGAGUUAAUUUUUCCGACUGUGAAUAAAUACUUAACAAAGUUUAGCACAUCAUAA
This is a messenger RNA of Pieris macdunnoughi, 1257 nucleotides long. Lineage: Eukaryota; Metazoa; Arthropoda; Insecta; Lepidoptera; Pieridae. The record is from the annotation of a GenBank genome assembly.